This is a messenger RNA of Penicillium odoratum, 870 nucleotides long. RefSeq lists its product as uncharacterized. Gene Ontology annotation, biological process: membrane organization; endoplasmic reticulum tubular network organization. The record is from RefSeq and is a predicted model, not a curated record. The transcript is spliced from 4 exons. Lineage: Eukaryota; Fungi; Ascomycota; Eurotiomycetes; Eurotiales; Aspergillaceae. The coding region runs from base 1 to 870 and encodes 289 amino acids. Gene Ontology annotation, cellular component: endoplasmic reticulum; membrane.
AUGGCCCCCCCUCCACCCGCAACCCUGCCUCUGGCCGAACGAUUGAAGGCUUUAGCCCAAACCCUUCAGUUUGCUUGGUUCGUCGGCCAUCUAACACUUUUGCUAUCUGUCGUCCGCUACUCUCUGUCCUUCAUCUUUUUCAACUACUAUUCUUCCGCUGCUCAGAUCGCUUAUCGCCUAACGUUCAUCUCGGCGGCUGUGACCUAUGGAAUCGUCGUGUAUAAAGGCCACUUCGCCCGGGGCGUCCAGGGGAAUGUGCCUACAAUCGUGACGAAGCUCAUUUCCGACGAGAAUGUGCAGUACUUGGGAAUGGCUCUUGUCUGGUUGUACUCACGCCAGCUUAUUCUGGCCCUUCUGCCAUUCAGCGUGUACUCUGUCUUCCAUGUUGCGACCUACAGUCGCAUGUAUCUGAUCCCCACCCUGCAGCCCCCGGCCCAGGGUGCUGCUGGUGCAAACUCGCCGAGCUCUCCCAGCUCCAAGCCUGCAGCCAAGCAAAACGCUCUCGCCGAGACCAUUGGCCGUUUCAUCAAGCAGUAUUAUGACGCUAGUAUGGGCGUUGUUGCCGCGCUUGAGAUUCUGCUUCUCUUCCGUCUUGUUCUUUCUGCGAUCGCCUUCUCCAAGGGUAGCUGGGUCCUACUGCUAGUUUACCUGUCUUUCUUCCGUGCUCGCUAUGCCCAGAGCUCCUUCGUUCAGCAAGCUGUUCGUCAGCUCACCGCCCGUGCCGACGCCUCCAUCUCUCACCAGAGCACUCCCCCGCAGGUCCGCCAAGGCUGGGAGGCAUUCAAGGGCGUUGUUCGUCAGGUCUACGAGGCUACCGAUAUCGGUCGCUAUGUCUCCGGCCCUGCUGCCGCCAACAAGAAGCCGCAGUAA